ACCAACUGCCCUGCAACUGCUUCCAUAACCUGCAGAUCCACCAGGGUGUCGGGGGCCCACAUGCUGCAAAGCUUAGGAAGAUGGGGUUUUCAAUGGACAUGCAGCUUUUAAAGUUGUGUGAGAUAGGUUGCAUUCAGAGUAAGGAAGGGUUGAAAGGCAGGAAGGGCAUUUUCCUCUUAGCAGUGGAAGGAUCUUCCUGACAGCCCUCCUUGCUUGCUUUCUGCCUGGCUCACUGCUUUCUCAGCAAGUUCCGGGAGGACUAUGUCCUGGGGUUCCGAAAAGGGCUGGGGAAUGUCAAGGCACGGAUAAGGCACACAAGCUCUCUGGAGGAAAAGGGAGGCUCCUCUGCACUUCCCCUUCCUGCAGGUCCGUCCUGGUUUUUCAUGAUGUCAUCCAUUAAUCAUUGUGAGCUGACUGGUGGUCCCAGGGCUUGGCCAGCUGCCCAAGGCCAGGAGGGGAGACAGAGAUCCCAGGACAAAUGUGCAGCAGGCCCCUGAGCAUGUGUAGAAAUGUUGUCAUCAUUUCCACAUAGAAAGACUUGGAGGAAAUCAAAGAAGACAGUAAAAGUCACAAGAUCCUAUCCAACCUUCCCUUCCCUGAAUGCCUGGGAAGAAUUCAGGGGCCUCUUGCCUGUGGAUGGACAGCCGAACCCUGGAGUGGGCCUAGGUGUGGAGGAGGGACUGCUCUGCCAGGUGGUUCAUUCUCCAGAAUUCAACCUGUUUCCUGACUCCGUGGUGUUUGAAAGCAACUUCAUCCAGGUACUCCUGGGUGGCGCAGAAUAGCACUCUUUGAUUCUUCUAAACCUGUUCCCAAGAUAUGACUGAGAGAGUCCAUCCCUGAAACCGGGGCAGAGUGAGAAUUGAGGCAAGGAGAAGCUAGUGGACCUGGAAUGCAAGGCCACCCUCAUUGUCCUGGGCUUUGCUGAGCCCCAGACGGGGCUUCUCCUACAGACAGCUGUCACCCAGGGAGAAAGGUCAGGGGUCCUCUGCUCUGAGUGGAGAAUUUGGUAUUCUAAUCCCCCAGUUUACUUCAGCCCCCAGGCUGUCACCUGAAGUAGAUGAACAAAGAGGCAGUAAAAAGAGACGCUUCUUGAGAACAAUAAUGCGGAUUGGCGAAAGAACAGCACCUGGGGUCCCAGAGACAGCUGGGCUCAGAUUCCAGUCCUCUGCCUUCUCCUUGGGAGGUGACUGUGCAAGUAACCUGUGCAGCCUGAAUCUGGCCCCUUGAUUGUAAAAGGGUUGAACUGACCUGAGGAUGAAAUGCAAAUACAGCAAGAAAAGUACCUUGUCUAACAGGCACUCGGUGCACGUUCGUCUCCUUGCCUGGGCUCUCCUCUGGUUGGAUGGAAGCGAGAAUGAACAGCACUCUGGAGUUAGAGAGGACCUUCCUGUUCAGUGAAGGUCAAAAGGGGCAGGAAUUGGAGAGACGUCUACAAAGCUUCCAACACCAUGGCCCUGGGGGUGACCUCCUCAGUACCCUGCCUGCCCCUCCCCAACAUCCUACUCAUGGCCAGUGUCAAAUGGCACCAGGGGCAGAACCAGACAUGGAACAGACCAUCCGUAGCCCCCAACAUCUUCCUGAAGAGCCUUAGUCCUAAAGGAGACCUGCCUCAUUUUAACGAAGACAGGGUCAGAUCGGAUGCAAUAGGGUUGUCAGUGUGUGUCUUCCCUGGUGGCUUCAGGAUUCUCCCAUUGAAGUUUGUGGAGCUCCAGGUAUGUGACCACUAUCAACGCAUCCUGCAGUUGAGGACAGUCACUGAGAAGAUUUAUUACCUAAAGCUCCACCCUGACCAUCCUGAGACUGUCUUCCACUUCUGGAUCCGACUGGUUCAAAUUCUGCAAAAGGGGCUGUCCAUCACCACCAAAGACCCUAGGAUUCUUGUCACGCACUGCCUGGUACCCAAGAACUGCAGCAGCCCCUCAGGAGAUUCGAAGUUAGUACAGAAGAAAUUCCAAGCCUCCCAGCCCAGCGAGAGUCUCAUUCAGCUAAUGACCAAGGGGGAGAGUGAAGCCCUGUCUCAGAUUUUUGCCGACUUACACCAGCAGAACCAGUUGAGGAGCAGCAGAAAGGUGGAGACCAACAAGAACAGCUCAGGGAAAGAUUCUUCCCGUGAAGACAGCAUCCCUUGCACCUGUGACCUACGUUGGAGGGCUUCAUUCACGUACGGAGAGUGGGAAAGAGAGAACCCCUCCGGCCUGCAGCCCCUCUCACUACUCAGCACUCUGGCAGCCUCCACCGGGCCACAGCUGGCCCCACCCAUAGGAAAUUCUAUUUGAGCCACCCUUCCGCACUGGGGAGAAUCUAUGCAAGCCUCAUCAACACCACUUUACAGCAUUCAGCUGCUGAGGGAUUAUUGGGAUGGAGAGGAGGAGAAAACUGCAACCAGGGAAAAAUAGAGUCAUCUCACGGUGACAGCAGAGCCUUUCCAGCUGUACAUAACCACGUCCUCGCCACUGCACCUCGGCAUAUGCCACCUCCAUGCCACUGCCAGAGCUGGCCUAGCAAGAUGUGCUCUCAGAAUGGCCGGGCCCAAGAGAUGAAGGAAAGGAGUGAAAGGGAAGUAGGACCAGAGAAGUGGAAGGAAGCAAAAUGGAGGUGAUGAGAAAGGUGGUGGGAGAAAGUCAGCAGAUGAGAGACACAAAGAGAAGUGGUAAUAGGAAACGGAAGAGACUUGGUAGACGAGAUAAGGAGGACAAGAGAAGGGACACACCCCUGAGAGAUGCUCACCAAGCUUCUAUUUAUCUAAUUUAAAACUUGAAAGUAAAGCCAUAAACAAAAAAAAGAAAUAUGUUUUCUUCCCUGCUGAGACCAUUCUGGACAAAUGUGAACUGCCAGACACCUUCCAUUUCCCUUUCUGUCUGUUUUUCUUGCUAGUUCCUGUCUUCUGAUUAAAGCUUCAUUCCUUCUUU
This is a messenger RNA of Pan troglodytes (chimpanzee), 2909 nucleotides long. RefSeq names its product golgi associated RAB2 interactor 1B (gene GARIN1B). The coding region runs from base 1449 to 2276 and encodes 275 amino acids. The record is from RefSeq and is a predicted model, not a curated record. The transcript has 7 exons. Gene Ontology annotation, cellular component: nucleus. NCBI's taxonomy places the organism in Eukaryota, Metazoa, Chordata, Mammalia, Primates, Hominidae.